Messenger RNA from Fonsecaea erecta, 789 nucleotides. Its product is annotated as 60S ribosomal protein L8-B. Gene Ontology annotation, cellular component: ribonucleoprotein complex. Lineage: Eukaryota; Fungi; Ascomycota; Eurotiomycetes; Chaetothyriales; Herpotrichiellaceae. The coding region runs from base 1 to 789 and encodes 262 amino acids. Gene Ontology annotation, biological process: ribosome biogenesis. The transcript is spliced from 5 exons. The record is from RefSeq and is a predicted model, not a curated record.
AUGCCACCCAAGGGGAAGAAACCCGCGCCUGCGCCUUUUCCGCAAGGAAAGGCCGGUGCUAACAAAAAGGCUGCCAAGAACCCUCUCCUCGAGAAGCGUCCCCGAAACUUCGGCAUUGGUCAAGAUGUCCAGCCUAAGCGCAACCUCUCUCGCAUGGUCAAAUGGCCAGAGUACAUCCGCCUGCAACGCCAGAAGAAGAUUUUGAACAUGCGCCUCAAGGUUCCCCCUGCGAUUGCUCAGUUUCAGAACACUCUCGACCGGAACACCGCGGCGCAAUGCUUCAAGCUCUUGAACAAGUACCGCCCUGAAACCAAGGUCCAGAAGAAAGAGAGACUGCACCAGGAGGCCACCGCUGUGCAAGAGGGAAAGAAGAAGGAGGACGUGAGCAAGAAACCCUACACGGUCAAAUACGGCCUCAACCACGUCGUCGGUCUCAUCGAAGCCAAGAAAGCCUCGCUGGUCCUGAUCCCGAAUGACGUCGAUCCCAUCGAGCUUGUUGUCUUCCUUCCUGCUCUCUGCCGAAAGAUGGGUGUUCCCUACGCCAUCAUCAAGGGCAAAGCCCGUCUCGGCACCGUGGUCCACAAGAAGACCGCCGCCGUACUGGCCCUGACGGAAGUCAAGGGCGAGGAUAAGUCAGAGUUGUCCAAGCUGGUCAACACCAUCAACGAGGGCUACGCCAACAAGUACGAGGAGCACCGGAGACACUGGGGUGGUGGCAUCAUGGGUGUCAAGGCCGUUGCACGUACGGAGAAGAAGAGGAAGGCGAUCGAGAGUGCCAUCAAGAUCUAA